This is a messenger RNA of Blumeria graminis f. sp. triticale, 534 nucleotides long. The record is from the annotation of a GenBank genome assembly. NCBI's taxonomy places the organism in Eukaryota, Fungi, Ascomycota, Leotiomycetes, Helotiales, Erysiphaceae.
UCCAACAAACACUUAAAAGCUGAGCGUCAAGAAGCCUUUCAGCACCUUCAAAACCAAAAGAAUAAGUAUAACAAAAGAUACACCCAAUUUGUUGCCAAAUGUGGUCAGCCAGAAUCAGCCAUCCCCGAAUCGAUUCAUUUAAGCCAACUCAUGUCCGACCUCGACCCCCCUGACUCCGAGGAAUUCAAAGAAGUUUAUUUCACCAGGUUCGGGCCUAUCAAAGGAAAGAAAUACCUCACGGAACUCAACAAUGAAGCCUCACUCUACGCCUUAACUAGUUCUACUAGCAACUUCAAAACCAGAAAUCCCAUAAUCCGCUACAGUGAUAGUAGAAUUUUCGGCAUCAUGAUCAAUACCGGUGCUGCCAAGAAAUCCACUGUCAGACUGUUGUGGUAUGACUGUCAGAGCCGCUAUGGGCCAUCCCUGUCUAUCUACAGGGAUAUAGCAUAUCCAUGUACUAGUGCAGUAUUCAGGGUCCAUGUGGUCCCUGCACGACUGUUAUUACAAUCAACACCAAGAGCUUUGUGUUACUAG